Rhodamnia argentea is the source of this 1230-nucleotide messenger RNA. Its product is annotated as F-box/kelch-repeat protein At3g06240-like. The record is from RefSeq and is a predicted model, not a curated record. Gene Ontology annotation, molecular function: protein binding. Lineage: Eukaryota; Viridiplantae; Streptophyta; Magnoliopsida; Myrtales; Myrtaceae. The coding region runs from base 41 to 1156 and encodes 371 amino acids. The transcript is spliced from 2 exons.
AAUCUCACCACCACGCAUCACUGGUCAAACCCUAGCCGCCAUGAGUUCCGACGACAAACCGAAGCUCCCUCAGGACGUCGUUGUGGACAUCCUGAAGCAUUUGCCGGUGGAAUCUCUGCUCCGGUUCAGGUGCGUUUGCCGAUCAUGGCGUUCCACCAUUGACGACCCUCGUUUCGUGGCCCUCCACUUCGAUAGCUCCGCUCUUGGCGCCUCCAAUUGGCACAAGGUGUGUCUAGAUUGGAGCGAUCCUUUGCGAAACCUGUGCUCUGUGUUCUCCGAUGUGUCUCUUACCCUGCCUCUUCAGCUACAAAUCGAAGUCCCGUUUGGUGCUCCUGACAACCGUUACGUUUUUAUCGGUUCGUGUAAUGGUUUGAUCUGCGUCGCGAAACUUCACGAAAUUUGCUAUGACCCGACGAUUUAUUUGUGGAAUUUAUUCACCAGAAAGUACAAGGUGGUUCUACUACCCGGUCUACAGCAUCAAAGGGUAGAUUUAGGAUUUGGCUUCGACGCCACGUCUAAUGACUAUAAGAUUGUGAGGCUUCGUGAUAAUCCUGGACGGCUCGGUGAGGAGAAGCCUGGAGUCCAGGUUUACUCGCUCCGUACAGAUUCCUGGAGAAGUUUGGAGUGGAAAAGUUUGGAGUGUGAGGCUGCUGCUUUCCGCGCCCCAAAUCCCGCGGUCUUCUUCAAUGGGAGUCUUCACUGGUUUAUUUUAAAGUUCAGUGAUCUGAUGGGGACUUAUGUAUACGGAUCAAUACUCUCGUUCGACCUCGCAGGUGAGGUGUUCGAUCAAAUGGCUCUGCCGGAAGAGUUUUGUAAUGACCAUUCAGAACUUUCUAUGGCAGUACUCAAUGGCUUGCUGGCGGUGUUCAUUGAUUGCGUGGAGGAGGGAGCUGGGUAUCCUGACUCGCAUUCCAUUUGUUCUGUUUGGGUCAUGAGGGAGUACGGCGUGCCCGAGUCUUUGACUAAGCUAUAUACUUUUGACGUUUGUGCACUAGUAAAUGAAUUCUAUGGCUUCACAGGCAAUGGCGAGGUUCUGAUGUCCAUGGAUGGCAGAGGACUAGUUUCUUGGAAUCCAAUCACGAGACAAUUUGAAAAUCUUCCAUUAUCGACGAAAUGUGACAUGGUCACCGUUGUAGAGAGCCUCGUUUCACUUUAGAUAUGACUGGAUUGCUACUCCAUUUACAAGUGCAAAAGAUUGAUUCUACUUGAAGAAAAGUUGAAAAAUACAUC